Molecule: messenger RNA, 782 nt
Organism: Drosophila kikkawai
Lineage: Eukaryota; Metazoa; Arthropoda; Insecta; Diptera; Drosophilidae
Product: gamma-glutamylcyclotransferase
Molecular function (GO): gamma-glutamylcyclotransferase activity
Source: RefSeq, a predicted model, not a curated record
UCGGCCCGAGUUGAGUAAACAAACAAUGACACGUGUACCUUUUUAAUUAAAUUUCUUAAUAUCAAGUACAAAUACACAAGCUAAAUUAUAAGCUAAAACCAGUGAUAAUUAAUGCAAAAAUCCAACUACCUCAUAAGCAUGGCCAAUAAAUUUUAUUAUUUCGGCUUUGGCAGCAAUAUGCUAGCCAGUCGGAUUCAUAUACAAAACCCAACUGCCAAGAGAAUAGGAGCCGGGCGAUUGGAGAACUAUCGCCUGGAUUUUCACACGGGAUCUAAAAACUGGUUAGGUGCUCCUGCCACCAUUGUACCCACUCCGGGGGCCCAUGUCUAUGGAGCCAUUUGGGAGAUAGAUAUGUGCAAUCUGAAAGAUUUGGAUGACCAGGAAAGUGUACCCGAUGGCGUUUACAUUCCAAUCAGUGUGCCUGUCCACUCUCUGACUUCAGACUCAAGCAUUACCUGUCGCGCCUAUCACCUCACAAAUCAGCCCCAGACGGAGAUUCAUGACAGCGGUGCUCAGAAUAAUAUUCCCUUUGAUCGUCAGCCGUCGAAAACAUAUCUCAAGGUGUUGGUCAAGGGAGCCAGGGAAUCCGGCAUCCCCGAAGAUUAUGUCCAGUGGUUGAGGGGCAUUAAGCAUAAUGGCAAGGAAGUGCCGGCAAUGGAGGAGAAACUGGAACUGGACCAAGUGGAACUGAGUUUCUAACUCACUAACUGAAAAAAGAAAUUUGUAUACCCUUGCAGUUUGCCAUAGGAUCAUGGCAUCAAAUAAAAACCGAUCAUAACCAA